AUGUCCUCUCAUAAAACAUUCAGAAUCAAGAGGUUCCUGGUCAAGAAACAGAAGCAGAAUCAUCCCAUUCCUCAAUGGAUUCAAAUGAAAACUGGUAAUAAGAUCAGGUACAAUUCAAAGAGGAGACACUGGAGGAGGACCGAACUCAGACUGUAA
Molecule: messenger RNA, 156 nt
Organism: Dromiciops gliroides (monito del monte)
Lineage: Eukaryota; Metazoa; Chordata; Mammalia; Microbiotheria; Microbiotheriidae
Product: 60S ribosomal protein L39-like
Exons: 1
Coding region: 1-156 (51 amino acids)
Biological process (GO): translation
Cellular component (GO): ribosome; cytosolic large ribosomal subunit
Molecular function (GO): structural constituent of ribosome
Source: RefSeq, a predicted model, not a curated record